CUACGGAGGACAUGCCUCUCGGAGCCAAUCAGCUUCGUCCUUCCCCACUCGUGGUGUUCCGGUCCUUCUACGGCCUUGCGCGGCUGCAGCGGCUGGGAAGUAACGACGCGGCUGGGAAUGUUGUAGCGGGCAAGUAGCUGCCAAACCUACCUAAGGGAAUGCAAAACUUCGGAGCCGAAUUGUACAUUUUAAGACAUUUGUGCGCGGCCGAAGAGCCCACUUCCUCUGUUCGCUCGGUUUCUCAUGGAAGCGGAUGGAUUUGUAAGGAGGCGUCGGAUGACAGCGGAGAAUGCAGGCAACGAUCCCGGGGUUGCUGGCGCAUCUGCCGGAGCAGAAGUUCGAUGGCUGGGGGGCAGAUUUUUGGGAGUUUCGGAAAGUAUCGUUGGGAGUCUAUCGCCGAGGAUCGGGGGCGAGAGCGAACUGCAGAGUGUUGACUUCACCCGUAACGGACAGGAUCAAAGUGAUGACUCGGAACCGGACUACGAAGGCUUGCCACAGGGAGCCUCCACGAGCACCCACAUGUUGGCCGGAGCCGUGGCCGGGAUCAUGGAGCACUGCCUCAUGUUCCCCAUCGAUUGUGUUAAGACAAGAAUGCAGAGCCUCCAGCCCGACCCUGCCGCCCGCUACCGGAACGUGAUGGAUGCCCUCCGCCGCAUCGUGGCCACAGAAGGAGCGUGGCGGCCAAUGAGAGGCCUGAAUGUGACCGCCAUUGGGGCGGGGCCUGCGCAUGCCCUCUAUUUUGCCAGCUAUGAGAAAAUCAAAAAGACUCUGAGUGAUGUGAUCCACCCCGGCGCUAACAGCCAUUUGGCUAAUGGAGCGGCAGGAUGUGUGGCCACUCUGCUUCACGAUGCAGCCAUGAACCCAUCGGAAGUUGUGAAGCAGCGCAUGCAGAUGUACAAUUCCCCAUACCGUGGCGCGUUGGACUGUAUACGCGCCGUGUGGCAGAAGGAAGGCCCUGGCGCGUUCUACCGAAGCUACACCACCCAGCUGACCAUGAACGUGCCCUUCCAAGCGCUCCAUUUCAUGACUUACGAGUACCUGCAGGAGUUGCUCAACCCCCACAGACAAUACAACCCUUCGUCCCACAUGCUGUCCGGCGCCCUGGCCGGGGCCCUGGCCGCCGCCGCCACCACGCCGCUGGACGUCUGCAAGACCCUGCUCAACACCCAAGAGUCGCAAGCUCUCAGCUCCCUGUCGGCCAACCAAGGAGCCCACAGACAUAUCACGGGCCUGGCCCACGCCUUCCGGACAGUUUACAGGCUGGGCGGCCUGCGGGGCUUCUUCAAGGGAGUGCAGGCCAGGGUCAUCUACCAAAUGCCCUCCACAGCCAUCAGCUGGUCUGUGUACGAGUUCUUCAAGUACGGCCUCACCAAGCACCAGCACGACAAGAGGCGAGCGCAGCAGAUGGAGGCGGAGAUGUAGAGGCUGCCGGGAAGAAGGCAGAUUAUAACGCACAGCAACAGAAAUAAUAUAAAGACCCAACUCCACUGUCCCAUUGGCCAGACAUGAAUUUUCAGAAAGAGUUUUUAAACCGCUGUCUACUGAUGACGCACACUGAUUUAUGUUGCUAAAAUAAUGCCACAGUAUUAGAAUUGUUCAACUAGAGGCUACGGGUUGUCGCCAAAAGAGGGCAGUAGUGUUACUUCAUAAACCUUUGCUGUUCG
This is a messenger RNA of Syngnathoides biaculeatus (alligator pipefish), 1664 nucleotides long. RefSeq names its product solute carrier family 25 member 28 (gene slc25a28). The record is from RefSeq and is a predicted model, not a curated record. Gene Ontology annotation, cellular component: mitochondrial membrane. NCBI's taxonomy places the organism in Eukaryota, Metazoa, Chordata, Actinopteri, Syngnathiformes, Syngnathidae. Gene Ontology annotation, biological process: iron import into the mitochondrion. The coding region runs from base 244 to 1422 and encodes 392 amino acids. Gene Ontology annotation, molecular function: ferrous iron transmembrane transporter activity. The transcript is spliced from 4 exons.